This is a messenger RNA of Brugia pahangi, 1830 nucleotides long. Lineage: Eukaryota; Metazoa; Nematoda; Chromadorea; Rhabditida; Onchocercidae. The record is from the annotation of a GenBank genome assembly.
AUGUCAUCGAACUUCAGUCCGGUAUCAACCCUAGGUUUGCCAACGAAACAUGUGGGUGCGGUUAGUGGUGCUGAUGUGGGUGCGUCAGUUCUUCCACAGUUUCGUUGUAGUCCAAGUAGCCAAACUCGAUCGCAAUCGUCAAGUACUACUACACAGUUGCUUAGUCCAAAUAGCCAAAUCAGGUCGCAAUUGCAACAAGUUACACAAUCUGCACAACGUCCGACAAGUUCUGACGCAUGCUCUACAAUCACACAGUAUCUGAUGAUGUAUCAUACGGGACGAGAUGAGGAGUUCAGUCGCAAAGCCAUUGAAAGUCUGAUUAAGAAAUUGAAGGAUAAGCAUGAUGAAUUAGAUGCACUGAUCACCACUAUAACAUCACAUGGGAAGAUUUCUCCGAAAUGUAUCACGAUUCAGCGUACUUUGGAUGGACGACUACAGGUAGCUGGAAGAAAAGGUUUUCCGCACGUCGUUUAUGCACGUAUUUGGAGAUGGCCUGAUUUACAUAAAAAUGAACUGAAACACUUACCAAUUUGUCAAUGUGCAUUUGACCUGAAAUGUGACCUUGUUUGCGUUAAUCCAUACCAUUACGAACGUGUUGUUCCGCCAGGUAUCGGCACUAUUGAUUUGUCAAAUUUAAAAAUUGAACAUCGUUGUGCAUCGCAAGACGAUUCAAACACGUUGUCUCCAGGAAGUACAGGAACUAGCGAUGAUCUGUCAAAGAACUCAGCGCUUAAUGAGAAUGACGGCUGGACUACAAAGACACUUGCAUAUGCGUCAACACUGCGUACUUCUAAUGUUGUCAAAACAGAGACAAGGAAAUUGUCUGCUAGUGAUCAGGAUCUAUUUAACGGCUCCAAUGUGUGUAUGUUACCAAAUCAGUCUACUUGGAAUAACGGUGAGCAAAAAGCAGUUGUUGCAGCAGUCACAAUCCCAUCAGAGAUUCCAGCAGUGAUAAAUCCAAUUCCAUUUUCAUCUAGCUCCAUGCAUUCACAAAACAAUUUUCCUACUAUGGCGUUAAAUCCAUCCUUACAAGUAUCUUCCUCAUCAGCAUUCACUUACUCGCAGGAAAUUCAGCAUCACGUAGAAUCUAGAGUUCGUGACAAAACGGAACCUAUGUCGCUCAGUCCACAACCGGCAAAUUGGUGCGUCAUUUCUUAUUAUGAGUUCAAUACAAAAGUUGGUGAAACAUUUUCUGUAAGUGCACCUGCGGUCUACAUUGAUGGAGGAGUUGAUCCAUCUGCUCCCGGUCGUUUUUGUUUAGGAUCUCUUUCCAAUGUUCAGCGUACCGAUGAAAGUGAACGGUGCAGGAAGCAUAUUGGUCGUGGGAUUCGAUUGGACGUGAAAGGAGAGGGUGACGUUUGGUUGACAUGCUUGUCGGAUCGACCAGUUUUUGUUCAAAGUUCAUAUCUGGAUCGUGAAGCCGGACGAGUUCCAGGCGAUGCUGUACACAAGAUUUAUUCUCAGGCAACACUGAAGGUUUUUGAUUUACGUCAAUGUUACCAUCAGCUGCGACAGCAAAAUAUGUACCAGUUGAUAGCGGCAGAAAUACUGAAUAACUCAUCCGACAGUUCAAGAAACCCAUUGUUUGGAAUGGACAGAAAAUCAGCGGAAUUUGCCGGCCGUUUAAAUCAGGCUGCAAAUGUUGGUGUCGACGAAUUACGCAACUUGUGUUCACUGGCGGUAUCUUUUGUGAAAGGAUGGGGACCAGAUUAUGAUCGUAAAUCAAUCAAAGAAACACCAUGUUGGAUUGAGGUCCAGAUAAAUAGAGCUCUUCAGCUGCUUGAUGAAGUCCUUCAUAAUCCAACUUUAAGUUCUUCAUCUCAAUUGUAA